AUGUUUUGGGAUGCAGUCGUUUUGGCCCUUAGAUUUGGCAGCCCGCAGCCUAUCAUCGCAAUCUGCUCCGCUCGCAUCAGCAUCAUGGCACUCGCAAGGGCAGUGGCAGCGGUAGUCAUGGCGAUGCUCGCUGCAGUCCUGCAAGGCUGCGGAUGCAACACGGAGAGCUUUGCCAGCUGCACUGUGGGGAGCGGCUGCGAUGCACUCACCACCUACAUGACAUGCGUCAAGGACGCCGGCUGCUGUGACUAUGAGGUCGGCGGUGCAAAGGUCAAGGAUAGCUUCGCCGCCUUGGAAUCUACCGCCAAUGCACUUGCCGCAUUGACUGGGGGAACAUGCACCGCGAGCAGUCCUUGCUGA
This is a messenger RNA of Symbiodinium natans, 360 nucleotides long. Lineage: Eukaryota; Dinophyceae; Suessiales; Symbiodiniaceae. The record is from the annotation of a GenBank genome assembly.